GCGGACUCGGGGCGGGGGGACACGGGGCGAGAGAGGGAGCCGAGGGGCGCCCGUCCGGGGAGGCAGCGGAGGGACAGGACGCACCUGCUCGGGUACUUGGGGAGCUGGCGGGGACCCCCUUCGCACGGCACCCCCGUCCCGACCCCGGCAACAUCCUUAGGUUUAUUGCGGUACCACCUUAGGGAUGCUCUUUGCAGCUGAAGCCACACUUGUAGCUGGCUUGUAGCUCAACUCAAAGUAAAUGGGUGUCUGCUCCAGAAUAUGCCCCCAAACCCCAAAUCUAAACCCAAAGUAUCACGUAAGGCCGUGUCUCCAUCCUUUUGCUGACCUUUGUUACCCAGGGCCCACGGUGAUCUGGCCGGUAGCCUGGUCCCUGGCCGUGGGCCUGCUGGGUCCCUCCCGCUCUGGGGGAUGGAGGUCGGUGUGGUGCUUCUUGCAGGCUGUGUCCCGCAGGGCUCGCUGGUGUUCCUGGUCAGCGGGCUGGCCGUGCUGGGCUAUGCCGCGGCCCUCAGCGCCCAGCCCACCUACCAGGGCGUGGUCCGGGCCGUGUGCGGGCCGGCCCUGGGGAAGCUCUGUGAGGUCUGCUUCCUCCUCAACCUCUUCAUGAUCUCCGUGGCCCUUCUCAGGGUGGUAGGCGACCAGCUGGAGAAACUGUGUGACUCCCUGUACCCCAAUGGGACACUGAGUGGGGCCCCCCAGCUGCCCCCCUGGUACCUGGACCAGCGCUUCACCCUCUCAGCUCUCUGUGUCCUCGUCAUCUUCCCACUCUCUGUCCCCAGGGAGAUCGGCUUCCAGAAGUACUCCAGCAUCCUGGGCACGCUGGCUGCCUGCUACCUCACUGUGGUCAUCGUCCUGAAAUACUACCUGCAGUCAGAGAGCCUGCGUUUGACUGAGCCCCCCCAGCCCUCCAGGUCCUCCUCCUGGGCCUCCAUCUUCAGUGUCAUUCCCACCAUCUGCUUUGGCUUCCAGUGCCAUGAGGCAUGUGUGGCCAUCUACAGCAGCAUGCGCAACCAGAGCUUCUCCCACUGGGUCACCGUCUCUGUGCUCUCCAUGCUCAUUUGCCUGCUCAUCUACUCCCUCACUGGGCUCUACGGCUACCUGACCUUCGGCAAGGCUGUGGCGUCCGAUGUCCUGAUGUCCUACCCAGGGAAUGACCCCGUUGUCAUCGUCGCCCGCCUGCUCUUUGGCGUCUCCAUUGUCACCAUCUACCCCAUUGUGGUGCUGCUGGGCAGGUCCGUGGUGAGGGACUUGUGGGCGAGCCCGAAGCGCGGGGCCGCGGCGGUGCCGGAGACGCGGGAGCGGCGGGGCCGGGUGGCGCUGACGGUCACCUGGAUGGCUGCCACGCUGGGCAUCGCCCUCUUCGUCCCCGACAUCGGCAAAGUCAUCGAGCUCAUCGGCGGCAUCAGCGCCUUCUUCAUCUUCAUCUUCCCAGCAGGGCUGUGCCUCGUGUGCGUGACUGGGACCCGCAGCCUCGGGCCACGCAAGAAGGCUGCUCUCAUCGCCUGGGGCGUUCUCUCCGUUCUGGGCGGUGCCUUCGUGUGCGGGCAGAGCGCUGCCCUGGCCGUGCUGGGGCUGCUGCGCUGAGCGAGCACAGAGCCCCAGGGUGAACCCGCCGUGACCCCCCCGUCCGUCCUGCCCCGGACAGAGGCCCGGGACACGGCCACAGCGCUGGAUCCCAUGGAGGUUUUAUUUGGCAUCACCGUCCCCGUUGUACAGUGGAUAAUAAAGACAGGAGAGGGUAUUGGCAAGGGUCCUGUGCCACACACCCUGAGGGACCCCCACGCAUGGUGGGGUGGGUGUGGGAUUGGCAAAGACAGACAGACACACAGACGAAGUACAGACCCCGGGAGGGAGAGGAGGCAGCCACGCUCACGCCUGCAAGGCACCAGCUGCAACUGUGCACAUGCAAAGGAAACCCCUUGGGACCCCCCCAAAGCUGGAAAGGACUAAGGGGCAUCUUGGGAGCAGGGAAAUCCCCCUCUGCCACCACCCUGAGCCUGCCCUGGGACACGGGUCCCCAUCCCUGCAGGCACAGACACACUGCACCAGGCACAGCUUCAAACCCCCCAAUCUCUUCCCUGGGUGGCCCCUGGGGACUUGCACAGACCCCCAACUCACUCCCUGCUCUCAGGGGGGCUCCAGCCUCCCACCUCCCACUCCCAUUCCUGCUUCCUAGUGUCUGCACCCACUGCCCCCCACCCUCC
Messenger RNA from Prinia subflava (tawny-flanked prinia), 2204 nucleotides. RefSeq names its product solute carrier family 38 member 8 (gene SLC38A8). The transcript is spliced from 9 exons. Gene Ontology annotation, molecular function: L-amino acid transmembrane transporter activity. The coding region runs from base 412 to 1584 and encodes 390 amino acids. The record is from RefSeq and is a predicted model, not a curated record. NCBI's taxonomy places the organism in Eukaryota, Metazoa, Chordata, Aves, Passeriformes, Cisticolidae. Gene Ontology annotation, biological process: amino acid transmembrane transport.